Molecule: messenger RNA, 1856 nt
Organism: Armigeres subalbatus
Lineage: Eukaryota; Metazoa; Arthropoda; Insecta; Diptera; Culicidae
Product: probable cytochrome P450 6d5
Exons: 2
Coding region: 17-1531 (504 amino acids)
Molecular function (GO): oxidoreductase activity, acting on paired donors, with incorporation or reduction of molecular oxygen; monooxygenase activity; heme binding
Source: RefSeq, a predicted model, not a curated record
ACUAUCAGUACUAAAAAUGACGCCGCUUUCAAUCGGAAUAGCACUUCUGUGCGUGGUCGCUUUUGCGCUUGUCAAAUAUAUCUUCAGCUACUGGAAUCGUCGGGGAGUCCAGCAGCUGACUCCGUACUUCCCAUUCGGCAACUAUGCAGAUCUCUUCCUGGGAAAGAAUUCGUUUUCCAACAUCUGCGAGAAACUGUACGAACGUAACAAACAAUUCCGUCUGCUCGGAACGUACUUCCUGCUACGGCCGGUGCUGUUGGUGAACGAUCCUCAGCUGGCAAAAAACAUCAUGGUGCGUGACUUUCAGCACUUCCACGACCGUGGUUUGUAUGUGGACGAAGUGAACGAUCCCCUGAGUGGUAAUCUCUUCUCCCUGGCUGGCGAUAAAUGGAGACACCUACGAACAAAACUCACCCCGACAUUCACCAGCGGUCGGCUGAAGGGCAUGUUCCAGACGUUGGUCGACAAGGGUGUGGUUCUGCAAGAUUACAUGGAGAAAUGUGCACAGGGUAAAGAAGUUGUGGAACUCCGAGAAAUUCUGGCUUGCUACAAUACGGACAACAUUGCAUCGGUCGCCUUCGGCAUUGAGAUCGAUUCGAUCAACAACCCCAACGAACCGUUCCGUCAUAUUGGUCGCAAGGUUUUCGAAUCAAAUUUUCUGAAUAACAUGCGCACUAUGAUAACGUUUAUGGCACCGAAGGUCAACAGAUUUUUCAAGAUCAAGAGCGUGAUCGACGAGGUAGAGCGAUUUGUACUUGGUAUGGUUCGUGAAACGCUUGAAUAUCGCGAGAAAAGCGGCGUUGUUCGAAAAGACAUGAUGCAGUUACUGUUGCAGCUGCGUAACGGUGGAUCCGUUUCCGGCGAUGAACGCUGGGAUGUAGAAAAGCUGGCAAAGUUCAAGAAUCUCUCAGUCGAAGAAGCUGCUGCACAAGCCCACAUAUUCUUCCUGGCCGGAUUUGAAACGUCAUCAUCUACCAUGUCUUUCUGCCUGUACGAAAUUGCCAAAAACAAGGAAAUUCAACAAAAAGUGCAAAGCGAAAUCGACUCCGUUCUCGCUCGCAACAAUGGAGAGCUGUCGUACGACAACAUCCACGAGAUGCGCUACCUUGAAUGCUGCAUUGAUGAAACCCUCCGCAAAUACCCUCCGCUUCCGAUUCUGAACCGUGAAUGUACCCAAGACUACAAAGUUCCCGAUUCCGAUAUCACAAUAAAGAAGGGAACAGCCGUCGUACUUCAAAUUAUGGGAAUGCAACACGAUCCGCAGUACUAUCCCGACCCAAUGCGCUUCGAUCCGGAUCGAUUCCUCGAUCCAGACAUAAAGAGCAAACCGUAUGCACCCUUCGGCGAUGGACCAAGAAUUUGCAUUGGAAUGCGAAUGGGGAAAGUACAGACCAAGGUAGGACUAUCGUUGCUAUUGUCCAAGUUAAACUUUGAGCUGGUUGAUGGUGAGAAUUCGGAGCUCGUCAUGGGUGCAAACAAUUUGUUCAGUACGCCAAAGGACGGCAUUAAUUUGAGGGUUAGUUGUCGCUAGUGGUGUAUAGUGUCAACUGUGAUUUGCGGCGUUUAUUUUUACUCGAACGGAAAUAUGCUAGUGGCAUUAAUUGUUGUAAAAUAACGCAAUAGUUGAUUUUAUCUUUUAAAGACUUUGAAAAUGCCAAAAAAUGCUUUUAUCUCAGAAUGGGUUCAACCGAUUCAGUUUUAGCCACUUAUUACGUUUAAGUACUUAUUAUGAACUCAAUAGAAGUGCUUUGUCAUUAAAACAAACAAGUCAAGUCUUUCAUUUAAAAUAGUUUAUGUUAAUCGAAGAAUAAACACAUUAUUUGUAAAUAAACAAAUAGUUUUGAAAGAUAUUUUAA